AUGGAUCCAACCGAAUCACCUCCAAUCGAAACAUCUCCCAUCGAUUCCUGGAUCCAGAACCCGGCAGAGAAUAAUGGACCUCUGAUGUCCGUUGUUACCUGGUGUUUGGUCUCAGUUGCUGGUACCUGCUUGGCCACCCGGCUCGGUAUUCGCCAGUAUCAAGGGCAACUGUGGUUCGACGAUGCCACACUUGUCAUCAGUUGGUUGUUACUUCUGGCACAAGUCAUCGUCAACCAACUCUCUAUCAACAUAGGCUACGGAAAACAUACUCUUGAUCUUGAUUUCACUAAAGUCGAUCUCAUGAUGGUCUAUGGCGCGGCGGAACUCACGAUAUAUACUGUGGCUAUUGCCAUGAGCAAGAUUUCUUUUGGAAUCUCUUUGCUUCGAUUGACGAAGGGAUGGACUCGAUAUAUCGUAUGCUUUGCGAUCACUACCUUGGCGAUUUUUGCGAUUCCCGCCACCAUUAUACCAUGGGUGCAAUGCAAACCACUGGCAAAAACCUUUGUGGAUUUCUUACCUGGUAAAUGUUACAACAAGAAACCAUCUGUCAAGUAUGGGCAAUUCCAAGCUAUAUGGUCAGCGAUGAUGGAUUUGUGUCUUGCACUACUGCCCUGGCAAAUCAUUUGGGGAUUGCAGAUGCGCCUCGCGGAAAAGAUCGGCGUAGGCGUCGCGAUGAGUCUGGGAAUAUUUGCCGGCGCUACAUCCAUUAUUCGUUCUACAUACAUCCAGAAAUUGACAGUACAGGAUGUAUCGUAUGAAUCAUACAAUGCGAUCAUAUGGGCAACGGCAGAAUGCUCCAUGACCAUUGUCGCUAUUUCGAUCCCCGUAUUUCGCGUCUUUUUCAAAAAGGCGAUACAGACGGCGAGGACCGGCUACUCGAGCAGCAAAAGCAGAUCACGAACAGACCCCUCCAACAACGCGAGCGCACACAACCGAAUCAGCAUACGGCAAUUCAGCAAGAAAACACCAGACACAUUGAUCAGCGACAACUUCUCAAAAAAGGGGUUCGGGAGUGAAUCUCAAAGCUACGUACAGCUAGACGAUCUGGUGAUCAACGAGCAGACUCAGCAGAGGCGCGCCACUUCUUCUUCCUCAUCGGAUGCCCAGCCGGAUUCAUCUGUGCGCCAGAUACCAACCUCGCCGGUGUGA
Molecule: messenger RNA, 1149 nt
Organism: Periconia digitata
Lineage: Eukaryota; Fungi; Ascomycota; Dothideomycetes; Pleosporales; Periconiaceae
Source: the annotation of a GenBank genome assembly